GUUUGCACAAUCCUAAAAAUCACCAUCUCCCCACGCAAUCGGAUUAAACCCUCGGAUUUUCAGCUGCAAAAAAUCUAUAUAGGAAAGCCCUUUGGAUCAAACCACCGGUAGAAUUGAAAUCGCUUGACGAUUNUUUUGAUCCAAAAAAAAAAAAAAAAAAUUCAUGAGGAAGAGAGAGAGAGAGAACCCUUGUGGGAUUUGUGGGCACUACCACAAGUACGAGGAGGGGGAGGUGUGCGGCGUCUGCGGCCACCGAAUGGCCGCCGUGGCGGACAAAUCUGCGGCGGCUUCCGUCCACGUCAGCGCUUUCCCAUCGGAGAUCUUGCCGGAGUUCCUGUACCUGGGCAGCUACGACAAUGCUGCCCGCGCCGAGCUUCUCAAGACUCAGGGCAUCUCCCGUGUUCUCAAUACCGUUCCUGCUUGUCAAAAUUUGUACAAGAACUCUUUUACCUAUCACUGUCUGCAAUAUGAUAAAGAACUGCCAUUUGAGGAUGCAAUUCAGUUUCUAGAACAAUGUGAAAAAGAUAGGGCUCGGGUUCUUGUGCACUGCAUGUCCGGCAAAAAUAGGUCCCCUGCAAUAGUAAUUGCUUACUUGAUAAAAACCAAAGGCUGGAAACUCACACAGAGUUAUCAAUGGGUGAAAGAGCACAGGCCUCAAGUCGAACUAAGUCAAGAGAUAUACCAGCAAUUACUCGAUUAUGAGCAAAAACUACUCGGUGGGGCAGCCAAGGACAACAAUAGUGCUGUUUUGAGUUCACCGCCCUUUAGCUUUGGCUUCUCAAGCCCAAACAACCCACCGCCUCAAGUCCCGGUUUUCAACAAUAGUAGUGGAGGUGCUUCCAUAUUUUCCCGAACUGCAUUUGAUGUCCCUCCACAAGAAUUCACGUUUGGAGCUGGGCCCUCACAGAAAAACACCCCAGACGAUACUUCUUUCAAUGCAAGCACGAAUAUUUCUUCUGUCAAUGAUAUUGCCAUGGAUAGUUCUUGAUGGUUGGAUCAUAUGAUUAUACUCUCGUCUGGGAAAAAUUAUUUGUUGGAUCAGAAUUCUUGUUCGUCUUCAUCUGUGAGCUUCUUUUACAAGAAAAAAAGUCAGGGAUGCAAAGUGUGAAGAGAUACGAGUUCUUGUGGUGUUGUGCGAAAAUGAGGGUUUGGUCGGGCAAAUGAAGGAGUGUGCAGUUUAUUUUAAAGACACUCGCCCUUGAUAUACCCUACUCUUUCGACUCAUUUGGUUUUUCCCUUUCUAUACAAUGAAUCCUUUAGUACUUGUGGUUUGUUGAUUUGGGCAAUAGAUUGUGUUUGGAUUAAUGAAGAAUAAUAAACAGAAAUUAUAAACCUGUGUUGGUUUAUUUGCUCUCUCGUUGGAUUGAACAAGUUGGAAAAAGUUUAAUGAAUCUCUCUGCCUAUAGAGCCAAU
Striga asiatica is the source of this 1413-nucleotide messenger RNA. The record is from the annotation of a GenBank genome assembly. NCBI's taxonomy places the organism in Eukaryota, Viridiplantae, Streptophyta, Magnoliopsida, Lamiales, Orobanchaceae.